AUGAAAGAAGGAGAAUUACACCAUCGAAUUGUUAUUAUCGAUUUUUUAGAUUAUUUUAUAAAAACGUCAAAAAUGAUCACUCGAACAUUGAGUGUAGUUGAUUAUAUUUUGCUUUCUAUUUUACUAUUGUCAUCAGCUGUUAUUGGUAUUUUAUUUGGAUUUGUAAAGUCGAAGAAAAGUUCAGCUAAAGAAUUUUUACUAGGUAGCGGAUGGCGGUAUGGGGGUACGCAUAUAUUAAAGUUUGAUGUUAUUCCAACGGCUCUAAGUAUUUGUGUGUCAUUUUUGUCAGCUAUAACAUUAUUAGGUACACCCUCUGAAGUGUAUCUCUAUGGAACAAUGUACGUUUAUCAAGCGAGUCUAGCAACAGCAACAAUCUUCAUGCCUAAAUUUCGUGAGAUGAAUUUUACUAGUGCUUAUGAAGUAAUUUUAAGAUACAUAUUAAAACAUCAUAAGCGAUCAGCUAAUCUAAAAUUUUUUCAGUAUUUAGAAAAAAGAUUUGAUAAUUCUGUUAGACAAGCAGCAUCAUUGGCAUUUUCAGUAUUUAUGUUGAUCUACAUGGCGAUAGUAUUGUAUGCCCCGGCAUUAGCACUUAGUCAAAGGGGACGAAUUCAAUUUGACAGUGUUAGUUUUGAUCCUCGAACACGACAUACCAUUUGGAGUUUACUUAUUGGUGGUACAUUUAAUUCACUGUCUACUUAUGGUUUUAAUCAAACUCAAGUUCAGCGUUACAUGUGUGUUAAUUCAACGAGAGGUGCCAAGCAAGCGCUAGCUAUUAAUGCUGUUGGAGCCGCUUUGGUCAUAGCGAUGUCCUGUUUGAUCGGAGUUAUAUUGUACGCUUAUUAUGCAACAUGUGAUCCUUAUACGGCUAAAUAUGUUCGUGAUAUCGAUCAAAUAUUUCCCUACUUUGUCAUGGAAGUACUGAGCGAUAAAAAGGGUUUACCUGGUGUAUUUUUGGCUUGUAUAUUCUCUGGCUCCUUGUCAACCGUUUCAUCUGGUUUGAAUAGUUUAUCGGCUGUUAUUAUUGAAGAUGUUUGGAAAGGAUUAUUUAAAAGAAAAUUAACCGAUGAACGACAAGGUUUUGUAUCAAAAAUAUUCUCCGUUUUUUUGGGCGCUGUUGUCAUGUUAUUAACAUUGGUUGUCUCAUAUUUGGGUAGUAUAUUGAAUGCAGCUUUAUCUUUAUUUGGAGUAUUAUCUGGACCAGUAAUGGGUGUUUUCUUUUUGGGCUUCUUCUUUCCGAUGGCUAAUCGACACGGUGGAAUUAUCGGAUUUGUAGUAUGUCUCGCAAUUCAACUGUGGAUUUUUUUUGGUGCUCAAAUUUACAAAGGGCAAAUGACAAGUGAAAGAUUACCACUAUCGAUAGCAAAUUGUCCAAUACAAAUCGGAAAUUAUACUAACAUAACAAAUUAUUAUUCAUCAUUAUCAUUCACUUUACAAACAGAAUCUUUUUCUACAACAGCUAAAUCAAUAGUUUUAAGAAAAAAUGCAUUAUUACCAUUUUAUUCAAUUAGUUAUAUGUGGUAUGCUCCGAUAGCUGUUAUAGUUACAUGUACUGUUGGUGUUAUUGUUAGUUAUAUAACAGGACCAUUGAAACCGAAUGAGAUCGAUCCUAAAUUAAUUAUUCCAAUAUUUGAUAAAAUAUGCUGUUGUUUACCAAAGAAUAUUAGGAAAAAAUUACAUUUUGGUACUGAUUAUUAUACAUACCAAAAUAAAGAUUUAGAAUUGAAAGUCGACGAUGCCACCUAUCAUACAUUUCAUACAAGUGCAAGUGCAGCAACAUUGACUGACACAAAUUUAAACUAUUCUAAAACAAAUAUAAUCACACCCCUCAAACAGAAAUCAGAUCAAACUUUGAAUAAAAUUAUUUCUUCUCAAGAUAAUACAGUACCAGUACCAUUAACAUUUACAGCCGUUAAUAACAUUGACGAUACAUCUAAUGAUCAAGUAACUCGAAUGUAA
This is a messenger RNA of Didymodactylos carnosus, 1956 nucleotides long. The record is from the annotation of a GenBank genome assembly. Lineage: Eukaryota; Metazoa; Rotifera; Eurotatoria; Philodinida; Philodinidae.